GCGGUGGGCGGGCAGUCUGCGGGCCCUGAGGCGCCACCAUGUACUCGACUGCCGCCGCCGCCGCCGCGCCGCCUCGCCGGGACUUCAUUUCCGUUACCCUCAGCCCGGAGGAGGCGGUGGUGGGGCCCGGCGGCUACAACAACAGCAAAGCCUGGAGGCGGCGCUCCUGCUGGCGGAAAUGGAAGCAGCUGUCUCGACUGCAGCGGAGCGUAAUCCUCUUCCUGUUUGCCUUCUUGGUGGUCUGUGGUGUCAUUUCAUACACAAGCAUGGGGGAACCAUGGAAAAGUAUAACAAACAAAUCGUCAAAUGAUCAGAAUUCAGAACCAGAAAUUCCUGGAUUAAAGCUGGCAAAUCCAGCUGUUCUACCAGCACCCCAGAAAGCAGAUGCCAACCUUGGAGACUACCUAGAACUUUCACCACAGAAGCCACCAAAGCCUCCCCAUGUUCGGCGUGGUCCUUCCAAUCUCCAGAUCAAGCCAGCACGGAAGGAUGUGAGGCUGAAUACCCAACAUGGCAGCAGCAGGGUUGUAGAAGAGCUGGUUCAGGCUGAAAAAGAAGAGAAAACAGAGAAAUCUGUUAUCAGCUGGAGAGGAGCAGUGAUAGAACCUGACCAAAGCACUGAACCUCCAUCUAGUAAAAAAAAGGAGUCAGAGAAACCUUCAUCUGUGGAAGCUGAAGACCAGAAGGAACCAGUGCCCAUAAACGACCGUCAGAUGGCUGUGAUAGAAGCAUUCCGACAUGCAUGGAAAGGGUAUAAGGAAUUUGCCUGGGGCCAUGACGAGCUGAAGCCUUUGUCCAAGUCCUACAGUGAGUGGUUUGGACUUGGGCUUACCUUAAUAGAUGCCUUGGAUACCAUGUGGAUUUUAGGCUUAAAAGAAGAGUUUGAAGAAGCAAGAAAAUGGGUAGCAAACAAUUUAGUAUUUGAUAAAAAUGUGGAUGUGAACCUUUUUGAGAGCACCAUUCGUAUCCUGGGGGGCUUGCUGAGCACCUACCAUCUCUCUGGAGAUAGCCUCUUCCUGGAAAAAGCUAAAGACAUUGGAAACAGGCUUAUGCCAGCAUUCAGGACCCCCUCCAAGAUACCAUAUUCUGAUGUCAACAUUGGCCGGGGCACUGCACAUCCACCUCGCUGGACAUCUGACAGCACUGUGGCAGAGGUGACCAGUAUUCAGCUGGAGUUUAGGGAGCUCUCUCGUCUCACUGGUGAUCAGAAAUUCCAGAAAGCUGUAGAUGAGGUGAUGAAGCAUGUUCACACCCUCUCAGGGAAAAAUGAUGGACUAGUGCCUAUGUUCAUAAACACCAACAGUGGGCAGUUCACUCACUUGGGUGUCUAUACUCUGGGAGCCAGAGCUGACAGUUACUAUGAGUAUUUGCUCAAGCAGUGGAUUCAGGGUGGGAAAAAAGAAAAUGAGCUGUUGGAAGACUAUAUGAGAGCCAUAGAAGGAGUGAAACAGCAUCUUCUUCAGAGAUCACAACCGAAGAAGCUUACUUUUGUAGGAGAACUUGCUCAUGGCCAUUUCAGUGCCAAGAUGGAUCACUUAGUUUGCUUUUUGCCUGGUACUUUGGCAUUGGGAGCUCACAAUGGACUGACUGCAGAUCAUAUGAAGUUGGCUGAAGCCCUUAUAGAAACCUGUUACCAGAUGUAUGCUCAAGUGGAGACAGGCCUCAGUCCGGAGAUUGUACACUUCAAUCUUCAUGCACAAAAGGGCCACAAAGAUGUGGAAAUUAAGCCAGCAGACAGGCACAAUUUACUGCGACCAGAAACUGUGGAAAGCCUUUUUUAUAUGUACAGAUUCACUGGUGAUAAGAAAUACCAAGACUGGGGCUGGGAAAUCUUGCAGAACUUCAAUAAGUACACACGGGUUCCUACAGGUGGUUAUACUUCCAUUAAUAACGUCCAGAAUCCCAGUAACCCAGAGCCACGAGAUAAGAUGGAGAGCUUCUUCCUUGGGGAAACGCUCAAAUACAUGUUUCUGCUGUUUUCAGAUGACAUAGACUUAAUCAACCUUGACAAAUAUGUAUUUAACACAGAAGCUCAUCCACUCCCUAUCUGGGUGCCAUCAUAGACUGGGUGUCAGUAGACCUUCCAGUGGUGGUGUUUUUAUCUUAAAGUCACUUUACUAUUCAGGGUUUAAGGAGAGAUGCUAUAUUGCACCUUUUUUGGCUUAAAUCAAACAAACAAAACCUUUAGGAAAGCAUCUCUGGUUUGAAGAAGUCAUGUCAGUCUUAAAUGUAAUCUCUGGUUCUCAGAUGGACAUGCUGUGCAUACUAAGCUGGUUUUCCUGGUAUUAAUGAUGUGGUUCACAGAAUAAUGGACCAUGAAAUCAUGGGGCUCUGGUGAACCAGAGCUCAACUUAUGUCAGUCUUACUAAAUGCUCAUUAAAUACUGGGAAUGCAGUGAGUUGUCUGAAGCACAGGCUUGUUCCUGAAGAGAAGGAAUAAGCUUACAGGUGUCUGGUUUGUUCUGGAUUCACUGAAACACUCAGUUACAGUGCUGUUUCUUCAUGAAAACAUACAGUGUUUAAGGUGCUAAGUGGGAUAAACCAAGAACUGUGACAUUGUCCCAGGUGGAAGCAAAGCUGUCAGUAUUGCUACUGAUACUCUGAUCUCAUUCCGACCUCCCCAGCUAUGCUGCGUCACGUUGGAGGAAGCAGCAGCAAAGCGUCUGUUAGACAGCAUCUUAGUUUUAUAGAGCACUUUGGCUGAAAUGAAUGAUGGAAGAGAAUUUGCUGCUGCUUUGGUUCAAAGUGGUACAUAAUUUUGUAGAGUUAUUGCAGUUUUUAACUUAUCUGCAGGAAUGCAGGAGAUAAUGUGAAACACAAGUGAAACUACAUGUGCAUUUUAUAUAUUAUUUGCAUUAGUUAGACUCAGGUAUUCUGACUGAAAGCUGCUUUCUGAGGUUGGGCACUGGGAAAGCUUGUUGAGCACAUUAGGUAUAAUUCUGAGUCAGCUUUCUUCUGUCCCUUCAGAUAUUGCAUUGUAAGGUGUUUGACAAAAAACAAGCGUACAGCAGAGUUCAUGUCAUUCAUCAUUUUUGGACUGUGGACAAAUUCUCAAGGUUUUUUGGUUGGUUGUUGUUUUUUUUUUUUUCCCUGUGAGUACUUGGGUAGUUUUUUUUCAUAAGUAGUAUUAAAAGCAGACAGUCCAAGUGUAUUACAGCAAUUCCUGGUCCCAGUAGAAUCAGUGAAAUCUGUUCAGUUGCUUGAAGACAAAGCAGAUCCAUCUUUUUAAAGAAUCUUAUGGGAGCCCUGGGAUCUUUCAUUUUUAUAUGUGCAAGUAGAUUUUACACUAUGAAUUUGGAAAUCAGCUUUCUGUAGUGCUUUUCCUAUAGGUUUUGUAGCUACUUGAACAGUCCUGUAUUCACAUACAAGGUCUCAGAUAAUAUGCUUCUUUCAUUUUGAGGUUGCUCUCAUCAAAAUGUCCUUUCUGCUCACUUUAAUGGAAGCAGCAUGAGGAAUGCAGGUCGUGGUGGUGAGGUACAUUCCCUCUAAACUAGGGCUGCUACAGGAGCUAAUGAAUUCUGACUGUAACGGUUGGUUUUUCUGUGUAUUUGGUAGUAUUUGUAACCUUUGAUUUGUAAAGUAAGAUGCAUUUUUAUUUGUUUUAUGCUUAUCAGUUCUGUUUGCUUGGGGUCAGAAGUUACCCUUGGGACCACUGUUUAAGUCUUUUAAAGAAUAUUUAUCAUUCCAUGUAAUUCCAUUAUCAUUCCAAUUCCAUGGCUUAUGGAAAUGAAGAAAUGCUACAAUUUAUUUAAAUGCACCUUUUUCUGUUGUCAAAGGGACCUUGGAAUUUGCAAGACAUGACAAAUGUGUGCAGAAUGUUAAUGUUGCUCCAGUUCACAUGCCACCAGUAACCCUGGAAAUCAGUUUUUCACGUGCACUGGAAUCCAGUAGCUGUAGCCUUUGUUCGCAUAAGUGAUUUGCUCCUAAAACUUUUGUUUUCCUUUGUUGUAAUAGUAAAGAAGGAAAAUGCUGUUGAAAAUGGGAGGAACACCUUCAGUGUUUCUGUUUGUGGAACAGGUUUGUGGUUCUGAGGAGCUGAGCUUUGGCUAAAAGCUGGAGGCUCAAAACUGAAGAUUUAAAAACAAAAAAAAAAGUUAAAACCCCUGCUCAGUGAUACUGUCCAGGCCCUGCUGACGGGUGCUGCUUGGCCUGUGCCUUCCAUUGAAGCGAGUACUGAACUCAGACUGAAUGACUUCACUGUGGAUUUUAAAACUUGCAGAGUUUGGUGUUUCACCUUUAGGACAGCGCUGCUGAGGAAACAGAUGUCUUAGAAAGUGGAGUACAUACAAAUGCUCACCAAAACCCUUAGGUUGUUGAAGUCUUACACUAGUCUUAAUGGAAUCAACUCUGCAAAUGGGACUGUGUGAGUUUGUGUUUUUUGGGGUUUUUUUUCCCCUUCUGAUUGGUUUGAGAGUAAUAAUCCAUUUCUGAAUGAGUUGAAGGAGAGAAGAAUAAAUCAUCACUUCCCCAAACACACUUCUUGUCUUUUAGUUGAGCCUGUUUGUUCAACUACUGUCUUUCUUUUUCUUCAUGGGAUACUGAACCUCUUUGCAAAGUGGCUUUACUGUCCUUGUCCUUUAAAUCCUUUAAAUCUGAAGUUAAGAUUGUUCAGGGCUCUUGUAUCACAUGUGAAAUGGCAGACACCUAAAUAAUCUGAUAAAAGUCCGUGUGCUUC
Molecule: messenger RNA, 4674 nt
Organism: Melopsittacus undulatus (budgerigar)
Lineage: Eukaryota; Metazoa; Chordata; Aves; Psittaciformes; Psittaculidae
Gene: MAN1B1
Product: mannosidase alpha class 1B member 1
Exons: 13
Coding region: 39-2063 (674 amino acids)
Biological process (GO): carbohydrate metabolic process; mannose trimming involved in glycoprotein ERAD pathway
Cellular component (GO): endoplasmic reticulum; membrane
Molecular function (GO): mannosyl-oligosaccharide 1,2-alpha-mannosidase activity; calcium ion binding
Source: RefSeq, a predicted model, not a curated record